AUGGCUGCAAGACUAUAUGCUGUUAUUACCUUAGCCGUUGUAUUAUCUGCUAUUCAUAUAACCACGGCUUCGGAUUUUAUCAUUUUCAACGAUGCUUCUACUUCUUCAGCGAUUAAUUGCGGUGAUGAUUAUGCCAUGGCGGGUGCCUUUUGGUCUAAAUGCCAACAUUACGCAAGUUUUGAUGAUUGCGUCUUUAAGCGCCGAAAGAGAAACAUCAUUGAUACAUGGCGUAAUGGCAGAAAUUCAUUGAACGAAAGAAACGAUCUUGAUUCGGCAUUAGAAGCCAAGACAUUCUUGCGCCAUACACGUCCACAUAAACGAUCUGGAAUCCUCCUAGCAGUCAAAUCACAAUGUUGCCAAGGCUCUACUGGAACAGUUCAAUGUUCAGAAUCCAAUAUGGAACAAAUGUGUACAUCUUCGUAUAAAGAUGAUACUUAUGCUGAAGCUUUGGCAAUUGGUUGCAACUUUCUUGCCCAAAAUAUGUUUUAACAGACUAUUGGCAUCCAUCAUUUCAAAGUUGAUAACAUGACAAUUCAGCGAGCAGAACUAUCCACUAUUUUCUCCCUGUAACGGCAGUCAGCAACCAAAUGUAGUUACUUAUCAAAUUUAACAAUCACACAAAAUGUAUCAUUUAAAAUGCGUCAAAAUGAUCCAGCAGAC
Messenger RNA from Trichoplax adhaerens, 660 nucleotides. RefSeq lists its product as uncharacterized. The transcript is spliced from 2 exons. The coding region runs from base 1 to 489 and encodes 162 amino acids. The record is from RefSeq and is a predicted model, not a curated record. Lineage: Eukaryota; Metazoa; Placozoa; Uniplacotomia; Trichoplacea; Trichoplacidae.